Molecule: messenger RNA, 897 nt
Organism: Colletotrichum fioriniae
Lineage: Eukaryota; Fungi; Ascomycota; Sordariomycetes; Glomerellales; Glomerellaceae
Source: RefSeq, a predicted model, not a curated record
AUGAAGUCCUCCAUGAUCCUUCUCAUUGCUACCGGCCUGGUGUCGGGUCUGAGCAUCCCCAAGCAGCUGGACACCCGCCAGGCCGUCGCCCAGGCCCCAGCCGCAGCACCCGCAGCUGCUGCUCCUGUUGCGGCACCUGCUGCUGCUCCCGCUGCCCCUGCUGCCCCCGCCGCCGAGGCUCCCGCUGCUGCACCGCCUGCCGCUGCCCCCGCGGACGCCGCCGCCGAGGAGGCAAAGAAGAAGGCCGAAGAGGAAGCUGCCAAGAAGGCGGCCGAAGACGCCGCCAAGGCUGGCGAGGGCGCCGCCGCCGCUCCUCCAGCUGAGGCUGCCCCCCCUGCCGCCGCCCCCCCUGCCGAGGGUGCCGACGCCGCCGCUGAGGCUGCGAAGAAGGCACAGGAGGAGGCCGCCAAGAAGGCUGCAGAGGACGCUGCGAAGAAGGCACAGGAGGAUGCGGCUAAGCAGGCCGAGGACAAGCAGAAGGAGGCCGCCAAGGAGGCUGCUAAGCAGGCUGAGAAGGCUAUGGGAGACUACCAGAAGGGCAACAACAACAACAAUGACAACAAGGGGGAUAACAAGGGCAACAACAACAAUGGCAACAACCGCAACAAUGGAAACAACCGCAACAACAACAAUAACAACAACAACAAUAACGCCCUCUUGCUCCAGAACAUCCAGCUCCUCCUCGCCGCCAUGAACCUGCAAAACGUGGUCAACGUCCAGGCCCUCGCCCAGCUCCAGGCGCAGCAGCAGCUCGUGAUGCUCGCCCAGCUUCAGCAGCUCGCCCAGCUCAACGCCGUCGGCCUUGUCAACCAGGUCCAGGUCGUCGCUCUCAUGCAGCAGGGUCUCGUCCUCGGUGGCGUCCAGCUUGGCGGCGUCCAGGUUGUCAAGAUCCAGUGA